GGAUGUCUGAUCGGCCGUCCUUCAUUGGUUUCGGUUGGAUUGAACUGGUUUCACGUUGAAAAGGAAUCUUGUUGUGAAAGCAAGUUAAAAUGGCAAACGAAAACCAAGAAGUGGAGACCUAUGAAUUUCAAGCAGAAAUUAACCAGCUUAUGAGCCUUAUCAUCAAUACCUUCUACAGCAACAAAGAAAUCUUUUUGAGGGAACUGAUAUCGAAUGCUUCAGACGCACUUGAUAAGAUUCGCUAUCAGUCCUUGACUGAUAAGUCGGUGCUGGAGGCUGAGCCAAACCUGGAGAUUGAAAUUUAUGCAGAUAAACAAAACAAAACACUCACUGUGCGUGAUACAGGUGUUGGUAUGACAAAGGCAGACUUGGUGAACAACUUGGGCACAAUUGCAAAGUCUGGAACUAAAGCUUUCAUGGAGGCUCUUCAAGCUGGAGCUGACGUCAGUAUGAUUGGCCAGUUUGGAGUUGGUUUCUAUUCUGCAUAUCUUGUGGCUGAUAACGUGAUUGUUCGAACGAAACAUAAUGAUGAUGAACCUUACGUAUGGGAGUCUUCGGCUGGUGGAAGCUUCUAUAUCAAGAAGGAUCAUGGAGAACCAUUGAAAAGAGGAACUGCUGUCGUUCUUCAUUUGAAAGAUGAUCAAACAGAAUAUCUAGAGGAGAAGAGAAUUCGAGAUCUUGUCAAGAAACAUUCCGAAUUUAUCCAAUACCCAAUCAAACUUUAUGUUGAGAAGGAGGUUGAGAAGGAAGUGGAAGAUGAAGAAGCAACAGAGGAGAAGAAAGAAGAAGAAGAGGAAGCAUCUUCAUCCGAAGCAAAGGUCGAGGAUAUCACUGAAGAGGAGGAGGAAAACAAGGAGAAGAAGAAGAAGAAGGUUAAGGAAAUUACUCAUGAAUGGCAAGUACUUAAUAAGAACAAACCUAUUUGGACUCGAAAACCCGAAGAAAUUUCCAAGGAAGACUACAACGCUUUCUACAAGAGUUUGACCAACGACUGGGAGGAGCCCUUAGCUGUGAAACACUUUAAAGUUGAGGGUCAGUUGGAGUUCACUGCGCUUUUAUUCUGCCCGAAGCGUGCUCCAUUUGAUCUGUUUGAGCCUCGUAAGAAACUGAAUAACAUCCGUCUCUAUGUGAAGAAAGUGUUUAUCAUGGACAAUUGUGAAGAUAUCAUUCCAGAGUACUUGAACUUCAUCAAAGGUAUUGUGGAUUCUGAAGACUUGCCUCUGAAUAUUUCCAGAGAGAUGCUUCAACAAAACAAGAUUCUUAAAGUUAUUAAGAAGAACGUUGUAAAGAAAUGCCUUGAAAUGUUUAGUGAACUGGCAGAAAACAAGGAAGACUUCAAGACCUUCUACGAACAGUUCUCGAAGAACAUCAAGCUCGGAAUCCAUGAGGAUAGUCAGAAUAGGCAAAAAUUUGCUGAUUUACUUCGAUACUACUCAACCAAGUCACCAGAUGAAAUGAUAUCAUUGAAAGAAUAUGUUUGUAGAAUGAAGGAGGGACAAGAUUCCAUAUACUAUAUAACGGGCGAAAGCAAACAGGCAGUUGAGAAUUCUCCAUUUUUAGAGAAGCUUCGACGCAAGGGAUAUGAAGUUCUGUUCAUGGUUGAACCAAUAGAUGAGUACUGCAUUCAACAACUUAAGGAAUACGAUGGAAAGAAGUUGGUCUGUGCCACAAAGGAAGGCUUGAAAUUGGAGGAAUCGGAAGAAGAGAAGAAGGAGAAGGAGGAACAGAAGAAGUCCUUCGAACAGCUAUGCACGGUUAUUAAGGAAAUACUUGGAGAUAAGGUUGAAAAGGUAGUGGUUUCAGAGAGACUUGCGGAAUCUCCCUGUAUCCUGGUUACUGGUGAGUUCGGUUGGUCCGCUAACAUGGAACGUAUUAUGAAGGCGCAAGCUUUACGUGAUUCGUCUUUGGCAAUGUAUAUGUCAUCGAGAAAGACAAUGGAAAUCAAUCCUAAUAACGCAAUAAUGCAGGAAUUACGUCGGCGCGUGGAAGUAGACAAGUCGGAUAAGACAGUGAAGGACUUGGUCAAUCUGUUAUUUGACACUGCUCUAUUGACAUCAGGAUUUUCUCUUGACGAUCCAAACGUUUUUGCUUCCCGUAUUCAUCGUAUGAUCAAGUUGGGUCUGAGUAUCGAUGAAGACGAGGCUAAUGAAAAGAUGGAAGAAGAUUUACCACCAUUAGAGACUGAACAAGAAGGAACAUCUGCAAUGGAAGAAGUGGACUAAAACUUCGGAUAAUAAAUCAUCAUUUGUUUUA
Galdieria sulphuraria is the source of this 2253-nucleotide messenger RNA. RefSeq names its product molecular chaperone HtpG. Gene Ontology annotation, cellular component: perinuclear region of cytoplasm; protein-containing complex; plasma membrane. Gene Ontology annotation, biological process: protein folding; protein stabilization; cellular response to heat. The record is from RefSeq and is a predicted model, not a curated record. Bases 90 to 2222 code for a protein of 710 amino acids. Lineage: Eukaryota; Rhodophyta; Bangiophyceae; Galdieriales; Galdieriaceae. Gene Ontology annotation, molecular function: ATP-dependent protein folding chaperone; ATP hydrolysis activity; ATP binding. The transcript has 3 exons.